Messenger RNA from Drosophila hydei, 1173 nucleotides. RefSeq names its product alpha-tocopherol transfer protein-like. Gene Ontology annotation, molecular function: phosphatidylinositol bisphosphate binding. Bases 149 to 1075 code for a protein of 308 amino acids. The record is from RefSeq and is a predicted model, not a curated record. The transcript is spliced from 2 exons. Gene Ontology annotation, cellular component: membrane. Lineage: Eukaryota; Metazoa; Arthropoda; Insecta; Diptera; Drosophilidae.
UCCGUUUAUAUUGGUUUUAUUGCACACAAUUAGUGUUAUCAGAAGUUGAUAAACAGGCAUAAUCAAAUCAGCUAUAUAUUAUAGCGUAUACGAACUUAUUAAUAGUCACCGUUCAAUAUUCAAUCGUUGAGGCAGACAAGGAAUUAACAUGGCACCUCAAAUUCGACCAAUUUCUGCGGAGCUGCAAGCGGUGGCCAAGGAGCGACUGAACGAGGAUCCUGAUCGCAUUGAAGCAGAUCUCGAGACAUUGAAGACUUGGAUACGACAACAGCCACAUCUCAAUCCACGCACAGACGAUCAAUUCCUAGUGGGCUUUCUAAGAGGCUGUAAGUACAGUCUGGAGAAGACAAAAUCGAAAUUGGAUAAAUUUUAUACGUUGCGUACAAAAUAUCCAGAAUUAUUUAGUGUAACUGAUAUUGACGAUCCCUUGUUACGAGAAAUUCACCGAUUAGGACCCAUUGUCUACUUACCCAAUACAUUGAACGGAGCACGGAUAGGCAUAUUUAGACUAGGUGUUGCACCUGCUGAAAAAUAUAAGAUAACAGAUGUAAUGCACGUUGGCCAAGUAAUGCAAGAAAUUGCCCUUCUGGAAGAUGACGAAGCUAUAAUAAACGGAAUAAUACUUAUUAUGGAUAUGAGUGGAGCAACUGCAUCGCACUUAUUCCAAAUGACUCCCGGUCUAGCGAAAAAAAUGACUGUCUUUAAUGAGGAGGCAUUUCCUAUGCGGCCCAAGGCUCAGCAUUUUGUGAAUACGAUUUCUGGCUUUGAAACCAUCUUUAACAUGGUUAAGCCCAUGAUGUCCAAAAAGCAACAGGAAAGACUCUUUAUGCAUAGCAAGAUAGAUUCACUUUUGGAACAUAUUCCUUUGAAAUAUCUACCCAAGGAAUAUGGUGGCGAAAAUGGUUCCAUAGAUGAGAGCAUAGAGGAGUGGCAAAAGAGAUUUGACCAAUAUAGAGAUUAUUUUAAGGAAAAUGCUCAAUUUGGCACCGAUGAAAAACUGCGUCCAGGAAAUCCAAUAGAUUUUGAUGGCCUUUACGGCACAGAGGGUUCCUUUAGAAAACUAAAUGUUGAUUAAGAAUUAACAUUUUCUUAAUACGUUUCAAUUGGUAAAUAUACAAAGAGAUAUACGUUUUAUACAACAAUAAAAGGAAACAAAUUUUUAACAAGAGUAUU